AUGACUACCAACCAUGAUUUUUAUUUCGCGCUUCUCCGCAUUUCCAUAUUACAGUUACUGAAGGCCCAGGGAUUUGACAGGGCAAGGCCGAGUCUGGUGGAUGUUAUGACCGAUCUUUACACAAAGUUUCUGAAUUUGCUAGCAUCAGAGGUUAGUUCUAUUGCCCAAUCGAGGUGUGAUCAGGACGAUACAGUGGCUUUGCAGGAUAUAACUCUGGCUCUGGAAAAUUUGGGCAUCGUUAAGCCUACAGAUGUCCUGGAUGUCUAUGAUGAGAACCCUGAAUUAUCAAGUUCACGGGGAAUGGAAAAGUUCAAGGAGUGGUGCUUAAGUGCUCAAUCGAGCGAUGCACGAAUAACCGCUUUACCUACAGUGGAAUUAUUGCAGAAUGAAGAAAAAGAGUCAAAUCCUCUAUCGGCAAUACCAGACUACCUCAACCAGUUACAACAAAACAAAGGUGUCAAACAGAAGUUGGAAACGAAAAAUAAAAAGACAGAGCUGAUAGAAGAUCUGAUAAACAAUAAUGGAUUGGAUGACUGGAUUAAAUUAGUGGUGGCGAGACAACGAAUCAACUUGAUUGAAAGAGCAUCCAAAAAAGACUCUCAAAACGUGAUGGCUUUGCCACAUAUUGGGGGCUAUAAAUCUUCACUUUUAAGCCAUCCACACCAUAGUACGAUAAACAACGAAGACAGGCUACCUUCAACCAUGACUCCCAGAGAUGAGGACGCUUUAACAGAAAUACGAGAUAAUCCACUUGUAACAAGCAAGCUGCCGAUAAUGAGGACCGAAAAUAGACUGGAAAACAUAACUCUGUCCUUUGAGAAUGAGGAACUCGAACCAUUUGACGAAACUGAAGAUCCCAAUCAAACACCUCAUGACGAUAGUGAUGUGGAUAAUUCUAAAGGAGAUAACAAAAGUUCAGCAGGAUCACCUCAUAAUGAUGACCAUGAUAUAUCAAUGUUUCAAUUCGAUCCUGACGUAGACACUAAAUGGGCAGAACAGGAGGAUAUGGACAGCACGUUUCAGCGCAGAACCUCACUAGAUUACGGGGGCUAUUUUUAA
This is a messenger RNA of Saccharomyces eubayanus, 1059 nucleotides long. It is a transcript of the gene TAF3, whose product is annotated as Taf3p. The transcript has a single exon. The record is from RefSeq and is a predicted model, not a curated record. Lineage: Eukaryota; Fungi; Ascomycota; Saccharomycetes; Saccharomycetales; Saccharomycetaceae. The coding region runs from base 1 to 1059 and encodes 352 amino acids. Gene Ontology annotation, molecular function: protein heterodimerization activity.